UCAAUUAUCGCGAGAUGACGUUGUCCUCGCAUGCAAUGCAGUCCAGUGGCAGGGGCCUAGUGGAAUGUGAAACUACAAGUUGUAUUGCCUCCUCUAAUUUUUGACAACACCCGCUGCUCUUUUUUCGAGACAGCAGAACUAAACACGGAACUCUGCCAUGUUUCGACACAAUAGGGAAGCUCUUUCAAAAUGCCUCCUUAGGGGAUGAGAGGACAUCGGCCAUUUGAAUAUCUGCGGCUGUGCGAUCGUUGACUCGGUGGCUUGGCGGGUGUGUUGGUCAUGAUGGCGCAGGGGGGCUCUCAGCUUGAUUAUCACAUCCUGCAGGACCUCAAGCAGCGCUUCCCCGAGAUCCCAGAAGGAGUGGUGUCGCAGUGUCUUUUGCAGAACAAUAACAACCUUGAUCUCUGCUGCCACCUUCUGGCUCAGGAGAGUAAUCGAUAUCUCUACGGAGAGUUCCAUCAUAGUCCAGAGGAGGGGCGCCUGGGUCGAAAUCACAUGCUGCACAUAAGUCUGGGCUACCCGGGCUCGGAAGCAAGCAAGCCGAAUGGAGGAGCCGCCGGAGCCGGGCGUGCCCUCGUUCACAGCACAAGUGACAGUCACAUUGACCCCCAGAGACCCAGUUAUCCUGAGCCGCUGUCGGCCCCCGCCACAAUGGCCCCCUCCCCGGGUUACAAUUCUUUUUUCAUCAACGAUCACAGCCGUUCAGCCAGCACUCCAACUCCUCCACCGACAAUUCAGGGUAUGUCCCCGACUUUCUCCCCCAUCUUGCGGUAUACAAUGAACCCUAUCACAGUCACGCUAUCGCAAAAUAUACCCAAUGCCCCGCAGGCUCUGCAGAUAACCCCUGGGCACUAUGCUAACAGCAGCAACACCACCCUUUAUAUUCGACCCUCACCCUCCCAGAGCCCACAGCCGUCACCGUGGUCCUCCUCAGGCACCUCCGUUUAUCACCAUCAGCAGUCUCCAUAUAGCACCCCCACUUAUGGCUCACCUUACAGCUCCCCCCAGCAUCAGCCCCAACCUCAGCAGACAUCCCAGCACCAGCAAUAUGUCUUCCAUCCCAUUACUUCUCCAACCCUUCCCAGCAUGCCCUACCAUCAGCAGCCACAACCGCAGCAGCAAACUCCCGUUUACAGGCCCUAUCACCCAAAAAGCUCCCUUAAAAACCAGAUAGAGAUUACUCUGGAAGGGCCACGGCCUCGCAGCAACUCCCCUGUACACACCCCCCACCCCCAGGGAGCACUUUAUAUGGCCACCAGUACAUCACCUGGCUCCCCUUCGAGGGGCGUCUCAAUGGCCGUUCCUACAGCAGCCGCACCUUUCCACCCUGGAAUAUACCUGCCGCAUCAUGGCCCCGUAAGGCCCCGGCCCACCACCUCACCUCAGCCAGGCCAGUCGGCCUACACCUUCAAAAUCAAAGUGUCUCCCGGAGGGCAGGCCCAGAGACCACCCAGCUCGCCUCCCGUGGCAGAGGCGGAAUCGUUGCUCAACAUCGUUGACCUCGGGGCCAGCAGCGCCGCCCCUCCGCCGAUUCUCCCCAUCUCGGCUCUACCAGGGAACAUCGCCAGUCAGUUGCAACAGAUGCCCCGGUGUUCAAGCUCAGGCUCUGAUGACUAUGCCUACACUCAAGCUCUCCUGCUCCACCAGCGAGCCAGGAUGGAGUGCCUUCUGAAGGAGCUGCUGCUCGAGCGGCAGAAACUGGAGCAGCUCAAGUCGGAUGUCAACAACAUGGAAUACGACGCUCUACAGAGACGCUUCCGAAGAGUCAGCUCGACCAGCUUUAUUCCCAGACCUGAGGAGAUGACUCGAUUGCGGAGUCUAAACAGACAGCUUCAGAUUGAUAUCGACUGCACCCUGAAGGAGACAGAUUUGCUGCAGUCAAGAGGGAAGUUUGAUCCACAAGCAAUGAACAACUUCUAUGACAACAUUCAGCCUGGCCCAGUGGUGCCACCCAAGCCAGGAAGGAAAGAAGGGGACCAUUGCCCGAAGCCAGUGCAGGGGCCACAGAGGGACGAGGACUUUGAAGGUGCUCAGUGGAGCUGUGACAGCUGCACCUUCCUCAACCACCCUGCUCUAAACCGCUGUGAACAAUGCGAGAUGCCGCGCUACACCUGAUCUUAACAUCGCACUCUCAUACUCCGGUCCCGCCCCUUCCCAUCACACCCACCGUCAAUCCUUGCUCCACACCUCCAGAAUCUGUGGAGGUGGAGGGGGUUGUUGUUCUUGUUUGUUAUUUUGCCCCCGCCCAGAAGAUCUCGCAUCAAUCAUGUAUUUAAGACCCAUUUACCUGCUGAGGAAGAGCCACCAGACCUGCCCGCACACUUGUCCUGCUUUUAUCUUCUACUCCUGUGCACUUUGAUUUUAAAAAACUAUUUUUCGGGGGGGUGGCGACUCCAAUAGCGACUAAAAUGAGAGGACAUACUAGCUCAGACUGCGACAGUGGCUGUCACUUCGCACGAGAAAGGUCAAAGCAAAUCAGGAGUGACAAGAGGUUGUGGUUUACCUGCAAACAUUCCACACCAAAAGACUGACUGUCCUGUUUACACAACCGGAUCCAUUCCUGAACUCUUAAGAUGCUCUUAAAUCCAGGAAUUGUGUCGAUUUCUCUCUUGCUGACAAUGGAAUAAUGAAAGCAAUGUUAUAAAAGGUCUGACUAAUGCAAAAUGUAGACAUUACACUGUAUUUGGCUCUGUGUUAGAGCUGAAAAAAAGAACACUAAAAAUACAUGCAUAUAAGUAUACUCGUGGUACUUUUAUGCAUAUUAUGUCACCCUGUAUACGUGAUAAAAAGAUGUCGAUUUCCUGUGCGAAUGCCUCAACUUGCUGUACUUAAUAAAGGAGCGGAUGCUUUGUGACCUGACCGUGA
Messenger RNA from Hippocampus zosterae (dwarf seahorse), 2865 nucleotides. RefSeq names its product TGF-beta activated kinase 1 (MAP3K7) binding protein 3 (gene tab3). The coding region runs from base 280 to 2115 and encodes 611 amino acids. Gene Ontology annotation, molecular function: ubiquitin binding. The transcript is spliced from 7 exons. NCBI's taxonomy places the organism in Eukaryota, Metazoa, Chordata, Actinopteri, Syngnathiformes, Syngnathidae. The record is from RefSeq and is a predicted model, not a curated record. Gene Ontology annotation, cellular component: extracellular exosome.